CGUCCACGGGAAGGGCAAGAAACGCACCACCGGGCAGUGAGGCGGGCGGCUUGCAGGAGACGGAGACAGGCGAUGCCUUCCUCCUGCUCCGCCGCCACCACGGAUGGGUCUCAUUGAGGGCCUCUUCGGCGGCGACCACAGCAGGGGGAGGGGCAACAAGGGGCACGGCAGCGCUGAGGAGAAGGCGGGCAUGGCCAUCCCUCCCCUCUCGCCCACCGCCGCCUCCGUCGUCCGCCGAUGUGCCCGGAUCGCAGGCGUGCCGGUGGAUCAGCUGCUCCGGCGGUUCGACACGGAGGAGCAGGGCGGCCGGCCGCUGGAGUACGCCAGGAGCGUCGUGGAGUACUGCUCCUGCAUUGCCCUGCGCGUCGAGACCAAGCGCCAGGAUUACCUCGGCGACAGGGAGUUCCACUCGCUCACCUACGACCUGAUGCUCGCCUGGGAGGCGCCCGAUGAGGAAACCGACGCCGUGUUUCAGAAAACGGCAUUCAGCAUUCUCCGCGACGACGCGGACGACGACGACGGUGGAUCCAUAUUCUAUUCAAGCCCAACGCAGAUGGCCAUUCAGGUCGAUGGGAGGAGGACGGUUGGACCCGAGGCAUUUGCCAAGAUUGCUCCUUCCUGCCCAGCCAUGGCGCAUCCCAUCACCGUUAGUAACCUGUUCGACGCGCUCACCAACUCUACGGGAGGCCGGUUGCAUUUUCUCAUCUACCACAAGUACCUCAAAAGCUUAGACCAGGUGCUCAGCUCUGCAAAACGUAUAUCGGAUGGACACAAAGCUCCUGCCAUUCAGCUUUCGGACGGUGAAGUAAUCCUCGACAUCCAUGGCGCCGCAACGCCCAAGCCGGUCCUUCAGCACAUCGGGACGUCCACAUGGCCUGGGAGGCUCACACUGACGAAUCACGCACUCUACUUCGAGGCUAUCGGUGUCGAUUUCUCAUAUGGCGAGGCUGCUGUGUAUGAUCUGGCAAGGGACUUGAAGCAGCUCGUAAAACGUGAGUCCACUGGGCCAUGGGGUGCUCAUCUCUUUGACAAAGCAGUCAUGUACAAGUCUAGCUCAACAAGCGAACCCGUGUUCUUCGAAUUCCCUCAAUUCAAAGGCCACACUCGCCGAGACUACUGGUUUGCGGUGAUCAAAGAGGUGCUGCACACGCACAAGUUCAUAAGGAAGUACAUGCUUACAAAUUUUCAGAAGGCAGAGGCUCUUUCAGUUGCGGCGCUUGGAAUUCUGCGGUACCGCACAGUGAAGGAGGGCUUCCACAUAUUACCGGCACAUUUUAAGACCACCCUUGCCUUCAACUUAGCAGAGAAACUGCCCAAGGGGGAUAAGAUAUUGGAGGCACUGUACGGCGAGCUGCAGCAGCAUUGCUCAAGAUUCAGAGGAAGCGAGGAUUUUGCACAGAGUAGUUCAGAUGAAUUGACACUUGCUGACCCCUUCCCGCUUUCAGCGUAUACAAUGGUGAGGAUGGGUUUGCUGGCACUGAAGGAGGAGGACAAUACUGAGGAAAGGGAUUUCACGGCUCGAGAUGUGCAGAUAGGAGGAACUAGCUCGGUGCAAAUGGCUCUAGAGCGAUCGUUCGGUUAUUCGGGCAGAGUGGAGGCGGCACGGGCAACGCUUGAUCAGGUCAAAGUGGAAGACAUAGAUACUAAUGUAGCUGUGUUGAAGGAACUACUAUUUCCUUUGAUUGAGAUAGGCAAAGUACUUCUUGCUUUCGCUGAGUGGGAAGAUCAACUUAACUCAUAUGUCUUCUUGUUCUGUUUCCUCUACAUGGUAUAUAGUGGUUGGAUCUGGUUCAUGUUUCCUGGCUUUUUGCUCGGCUCUAGCCUCUUCAUGCUAUGGCACAAACACUAUGUGAAGGGGCAGUUGAUAGGAGCAUUUGAGGUCACAACCCCUCGGAGAAGAACUGUCCAGCAGCUCCUGGCUUUGCAAGAAGCCAUCUCGCAGUUGGAAGCACACGUGCAAGCCGGAAACAUUUUUCUUCUCAAGCUUCGGUCCCUCAUGCUUGCAGCAUUUCCUCAGAGCACCAGCAAAGUUGCGGCUGCGUUGGUCGUCAUGGCUGCGGCAUUCGCGUUCCUGCCGUUGAGAAGCAUCAUCCUGCUGGUUGUGCUGGAAGCAUACACGAGGCAGAUGCCGGUGAGGAAGAAAAGCAGUGAGAAACUGGUGAGGAGGUUGAGGGAGUGGUGGCUCCGGAUUCCAGCUGCUCCUGUACAGCUCCUGAGGCCUCAGGACACUAGGAGAUGGAGACCGAGGUUGAGAUCGAGACAAGCAAUCUAGAAAUGUUGGAUUUUUUACCCGUACAUUCUUCCGAGUGGUAGAAAUGUUGAUGUUAUAUGGACAGGAUUAAAGUGCAGAGGAAAGAAGAGUCUGGGUGUAAGCUGGGGCCUGUUCUUGGUCAGUGGAACUAAAUGAAAUAAUGGUGUCUUGUUUAUUGUUGUAACAGAUUCCUUUCGUUGAAAUGGCCGGUACCAGUUGGGCAAAAUAAAUGGACGGGGAAUCAUAUGUGUUGUAGCAGUCAACAGCAACUGAUCAUUAAAGUUGAUUUCUUAACAUAUUAGUACCGAAUA
Messenger RNA from Phragmites australis (common reed), 2562 nucleotides. RefSeq lists its product as uncharacterized. The transcript is spliced from 10 exons. Lineage: Eukaryota; Viridiplantae; Streptophyta; Magnoliopsida; Poales; Poaceae. The record is from RefSeq and is a predicted model, not a curated record. The coding region runs from base 104 to 2272 and encodes 722 amino acids.